AUGAAGAGCAGCCUCUGCCCCGAAUUCCGCCUCCGCGCAGUGCGCAAGUUGGUGCGCGUUUCGGGCCCCACUGCGAGUACAGCACAUCGAGCCCAACGUGCACUCACCUGCUGCUCCACUCGACUCUCCGCAGGUUUGGCCUUCCAGCCAGCCUCCGCGAAUUCCCUGCUCCCACCGCCCUCGAAGCUGCACGGCCGCUACUUCUUUCGCUUCACGUUCGCCUUCUUGGUCUGCCUCGGCGAGCCCGAAGGCUUUCUCACGACAGCGGCCUUCAUUGCCUUCCGUGCCGUCUUCUUGGAUGGCGCCUUGCUCUGCGUCAGCAAAUGGUUGACCAGCUCGACCCAAGACUUUACCUCGCGCGUCUUCGGCAAGUCUACCAAGAGCUUCAGAUUCUGCGACCACUCCUUCUGA
Messenger RNA from Prorocentrum cordatum, 411 nucleotides. NCBI's taxonomy places the organism in Eukaryota, Dinophyceae, Prorocentrales, Prorocentraceae. The record is from the annotation of a GenBank genome assembly.